CGUUGAUAGACCAGGGAGCGGGCCUCAAUUCAUCAUGCCCUUGCAAGGAUCACAGUGGGGCAUCCCAGCCAUUUUGGUCUGGACCCCUGCUAGUUUCGUUCGUCAUCACUGGCUGAGCGGGUCGGUGGCUUUGGCUGCCCGGGCAGUUCCCGCACGAAUAUUGUGUAUCCCGGGUACGUACCCCAAGCUUGGGGGUGGAUUGCAACAUCCGAAGAAGCAAAGCGUUGUUGCGCACUGGUACUGGCACUGGCAGUUGGGGGGAGCACUUGGACUCUACGCAGUAGAGUUGCCUCUUCUUCUCUUCCUCCUCCACAACAGGCACAACCUCAGAGCGCAAUCCGUCUCGAGGCCCAAACUUCGAGCUCUCGGUACGUGCAGAGAUGCAUUGACGGUCUGCUGGGUCGAUCGAUAUACAUCUUGUUUUGCAGAGAAAGAGAGAAAAGAUACAACCUCUCACUCCCGGACUCUCCCCCGCCCGUUUCCAUCUCGAGCCCUGUCGCUUCAUCGCUUCUGGACUGAUUCACUUGCUCCCGCUGCUUGGCUGCCAGGACGAUCGCUACAUUGAUCGGUGCUCGACAUAAUUCCCUCGUCGUCGCCUGCCGAUUCCUUCGUUUCUCCAACCCCCUCCCUCAUCGCCGGCUCGAUAUCUUUCGUCGGGUCACAGGGACGACGACCACAUACCCGUAGAGCCCUAGCUCACGAUUCUAUAGCCAACUGGCACACCAAAAGGUACGGAGACACUUCCU
Molecule: messenger RNA, 746 nt
Organism: Phialemonium atrogriseum
Lineage: Eukaryota; Fungi; Ascomycota; Sordariomycetes; Cephalothecales; Cephalothecaceae
Exons: 1
Coding region: 35-565 (176 amino acids)
Source: RefSeq, a predicted model, not a curated record